Molecule: messenger RNA, 927 nt
Organism: Vitis vinifera (wine grape)
Lineage: Eukaryota; Viridiplantae; Streptophyta; Magnoliopsida; Vitales; Vitaceae
Exons: 1
Coding region: 1-927 (308 amino acids)
Biological process (GO): tetrapyrrole biosynthetic process
Molecular function (GO): uroporphyrinogen-III synthase activity
Source: RefSeq, a predicted model, not a curated record
AUGGCUGUAACCAUGCAGGAGUUCAGUCCAAUUCCACCCCUUCUCUCCAACAAAAGGCGUGCUGUUGCUUUCACGACACCGCUAAAUUACGCAGGGAGGCUAUCUCACCUCCUCCAGCUCAAAGGAUGGAGUCCACUCUGCUGUCCAACCAUCGUAGUCGAACCCUCCCCACAGACUAAGGCUUCCAUCCAAUUCUUCCUCUCAACUAAAGCCCAAAGCAACGACAACAAAAAAACCCCACUCGAAGAUUUCUCCGCCAUUGCAUUCACUUCUAGAGCGGGAAUAUUAGCUUUCUCGGAAACCCUAAUGAGAAACGAGGAAACCCCAUUAGAGCCAUACGGCGAAAACUUCACAGUCUCUGCGCUCGGGAAAGAUGCUGAACUUCUUAACGAGGAUUUCCUCUCCAAGCUCUGCAAAAAAACCCAGCGAAUCAGAGUCACAGUUCCCCCUGUGGCGACGCCGACGGGUUUAGUUGAAUCGCUUGGAGUAGGACGAGGUCGUAGGGUUCUAUGCCCAGUGCCUCUCGUUGCAGGCCUUGUAGAACCUCCAGUGGUCCCCAAUUUUCUUCGCGACCUUGCUCUGCGGGACUGGGUUCCUGUUAAGGUUCAUGCUUACGAGACCCGGUGGGCGGGACCGAGAUGCGCAGAGAGAGUAGUGAGGAGAAGCGAAGGGGAAGAGGGCUUGGACGCCAUCGUGUUUACCAGUACAGGUGAGGUUGAAGGACUGCUGAAAAGCUUGAGAGAGCUUGGGUUAGAUUGGAGAUUGCUCAAGGAAAGAUACCCGGGGUUAGUGGUGGCGGCGCACGGGCCCGUCACUGCUUCUGGAGCUGAGAGGUUGGGCAUCAGAGUAGAUGUCGUGAGUUCCAGAUUUCAUAGUUUUGAUGGAGUUGUUGAUGCUCUGGCUUUAAGAUGGAGUGCUUCAGAAUAA